CGCCCCGGUCCCGCCUGAGCGCAGGGAGAGGCGCCGCGCAGCCCUUGGCCAGCAUGGGGCACCGCGGGGACACGGCGCCCUGCCUGCCUCUUCUCCUCCUCGUCCUGCUGCUGCUCGCUUUCGGCAGAGGGCGUAUUGUGAGAGUGCCCAAAGGUCCUCUUAUUCGAGUGGUGGGCACGGAGGUGGCGAUCCCCUGCAGCGUUAGUGACUAUGAUGGACCUAGUGAGCAGAACUUUGACUGGGAGUUCUCCCGGGAGACUGACUUCGUGCGGAUAGUGAGUACCUGGGAUUCUACCUUCACCUCUGAGGAGUACCAAAAACGCGUGGGCCGCGGGGAUAUCAAACUGAGACGGAGCAGCAACGAUGCUGUGGAACUUGUGAUUAGAAACAUCCAGCCAGCUGACCAAGGGAGAUACAAGUGCUCCACGCCCAGCACUGAUGCCACCGUUCAGGGAAAUUAUGAUGCAGAGGUCCAAGUGAAAGUGAUUUCCGACGGCUUGUCCGUGAGCGGUUCAAAAGGACGUUCCUCGACUCCUCUCCGCCUGUCUGAGGGGGACUCCUUCAGGCUGCGCUGCUCAGCAGUUACCACCUCACCAGAGCACACUCACCUGCAUGUGACCUGGCAGAUCAAAAGUGGAUCAGCUUGGCAGGACAUCCUGUCUUUGACUCAUGAGGGCAAAUUCCAGCCGGGUGCUGGCUAUGAGGAGCGGUACCGUAAUGGAGAUAUCCGCCUGGACACGGGAGCGAACGACACGUACCGGCUGUCCGUGUCCCAGGCUUCCUCGGCGGAUGGGGGGGCCUACAGGUGUCUUGUGAGCGAGUGGGUGAGAGGGGCCGAUGGCUCGUGGCAGAGGAUCCAGGAGAAGAGCGUGGAGAUAGCGAGCGUGUCCAUCCAGCGGACGGCUCUAGAUGUGGUCAUCUCAACAAGCAAUGUGUCUGUGACUGAAAGAGACUCCCUGGAUCUUACAUGCAACAUCACAACAGACAGGAGUGGUAUUUUCCAGGCAGAGGUGAUGUGGUAUUUUUCUGCAUCACCUGAUGAUACCUUGUCAGAUGCUCAGCUUUUGCUGAGCAUGGACCGUGAUUCUGUUGUCAGUGAUUCAACUCUGAUCAGCCUGAGCCAUGUAGACAGGAACUCCUAUCGCCUGUUGGUGCGGGAUGUGGAUGUGGAAGACUCCGGCUACUACUUCUGUGAAGCAGCUAUCUGGGUACCCCUGCACAAUGGGAGCUGGCACAAGGUGGUGGAGAGGACAUCUGCACCAGUCAGUGUGGUAGUGACACCGUUAGAGCCAGACUAUGAUGUGUUCCUGAAUGCAUCUAAAACACCCAAGUUUUUGGAUGACCCUACAGAGCUCAACUGCAGGAUCACAAACGCGCAGGACACCGAGGCAAACCUCCGCUUCACAGUCUCCUGGUACUACAGGCAGCGCCUGCCCAGCGAUGAUGUGGUGACAGAUGAACUCCUGGCCACGAUGGACGCAGACUGGACUCUGCUACCUGGGGACAGGAGCAGAGAGCGGAUUCAGAAUGGGGAAAUAAUCUUUUCUAAAAGGUCUGUCGACACCUUCAGUUUGCGAAUCCAGUGGACUUCAGAGAGCGACAGAGGGGAUUACUUCUGUGUCAUCUCUGCGUGGAGUAGGCACCGCAACAACAGCUGGGUAAAGAGCAAAGAUGUGACUUCUGCACCUGUCAACAUUUUCUGGGCUACACAAGAUUACACGCUCACAGUGGAGGCGGUGAAAUUGAAGCCGUUCUUUGUAGCAGGCCACACCUUUGAGAUGACAUGCAAAGUUUCUUCGAAGAACAUCAAAACGCCGCGCUACUCUGUCCUCAUCACGGCUGAGAAGCCGCUGACGGAUCAGUCGAAUCCCAAUGGAACCACCCGCAUCAUCUCCUUGAACCAGGACUCAGUGGUGCGGCUGGAAGACUGGACGGACCAGACGCGUGUGGACGGCGUGGUUCUGGAGAAGGUCCAGGAGAACGAGUUCCGCUACCGGAUGUACCAGACCCAGAUCUCCGAUGCUGGGCUGUACCGCUGCGUGGUGACCGCCUGGUCUCCAGGCGGUGGUGGCAUGUGGCGCGAAGCAGUGAAUGGCUUGUCCAACCCUAUCCAGAUAGACUUCCAGACGUCAGGUCCUGUGUUUAAUGUCUCAGUGCACUCUGACAGCCCGACGAUCUACCAGGGGGAAGUGGCAGAUUUGCUGUGUAUCGUCACGAUGGAAGGAAUGGCACUUGAGCCAGAUGAUGUGUCCUUUGAUGUCUCCUGGUUUGCCGUGCGCUCCUUCGCCUUGGACAGAGAGCCCAUCUUGCUGGCCUCGCUGGACCGGAGAGGGAUCGUGACGCAGAGCAGGAGGAAUGGGAGCAGUGAUAUCAGCCUGGAGAGAAUCAGCCUGCUGGAAUUCCGGCUCCGUGUGCAUGGCUGUGAGGACCAUGACUUUGGGAACCACUAUUGCGUGGUGACCCCCUGGGUGCGAUCUGCCACGAGUGUAUGGCAGCGGGAACCCGACAUCAAAGCCAAACCCAUCUUUCUGUCUGUGAAAAUGGAUGUUCUGAAUGCUUUCAAGUAUCCCCUGUUGAUUGGCAUCGGUCUGGCCACUGUCAUUGGACUCUUAUCCUGCCUUAUUGGCUACUGCAGCUCCCGUUGGUGCUGCAAGAAGGAAGUGCAGGAAACACGGCGAGAGCGUCGUCGGCUAAUGUCGAUGGAGAUGGACUGAGUGCGGGAGCAGGACACACUUGCAUUUCGGGAGAGACUCACAGGGCUCUUGGAUUGUGUUGAGACACUUGCUCACAGGCCCAGACAAGACAGUGCAUUUGCUCUGAUUUCAGCCUGGACCUCAAGCUUCUCCUUGUUACACAUCAUGUCCUGAGAACAAUCAGGCCAUAUUUAGCAACUUGGGAGUUCUCUUUUUCCAGCAGCACUUUCUGCAUAGGGAUCAUGUCCUUCUAAUGUGCAAACUGUUGAGCCUUCUUUCAGCAGGGCCCUGUGACAAAAUUCAUUAAGGUUUUGUUUGUCUGUUGAUUGGUUUUAUUUCCCCCCCUCUUGGUUUUGGAAAGAUGUUCCUGUAUGAAAGCAUGGUGGGCAGGAUGAUGAAUUGGAAAGAGGCUGGUGUUAGACUUUCAUUGUAUUAACUGAUCUACUUUUCCCCUCUAUCCCCAUCACACCAUCCUGUCCCCUUUCUCUGUCCACCUUAGUAUCUCACAGGCUUCUCUGUGUUGGGUUGAAGGCUGGAGAAGGUUCUUAUGCUGGAACCAUCGUGAGGCUGUUUCGGCAAAGAAUUGGUUUAUGGGUGCCAGCUGCCUUCUCUUCCCUGGCUUUCCAAGAGGUUUCAGUUAAUCCUGAAACAUAGCUUACCUGGUGGAGGUCUGAGGCACUUUUAAAAAUCUCUUAUUUUCAGUGCUCAAAGUUCUUAGCUGUGGUUAAUAGGGGCUAACUUGGCAACCCUGAAGAAGUCAAUCCUCAGACAAGCAUUUGAUGGAUGUCUGCCUAUGACCACCUUCUCCCCCACCCUUCCACCUUCUCUUCUGCCCACUACAGCUGCUCACGUUGUGCCUGAGACCCUGUUCUGCUUGUGGCAGGGGGGCACAUGGUAUCCAGAGACAAGGCUCAGCCUUCUGCUGGCCUCAGCAGAGAGGUGGGAGACAUUGGCCUUCUGGUGAUGGUAUGACUUGGGAAUAAAAUAAGAGGUGGAUCUUUGUCUGCAGUUGGCCAACUGAUCAUGUUUAGAGAAGACUUGUAAACUAUGUUUUACCAAAUGCACAGACCAGACCCCAGUGCUGCUUCUACCAGUCCCUCGGUGGUCACCCUGGAACCUUGUGAGCAGAGUCAGAUCUGCAGUAGCUGCAGUGCAACUCAGGCUAGGAAUAGGAGCAAAUCCCCAAGGGCAGCAAGAAUCCUUCAGGUUUCAGCAGUCCUGGCCUUGAGCACAGGCCUGCAGCAGGGCUUUCCACAUGGGCUUGAGACCUAUUCCUCGGUGCUACAGUACACAAGCCCUGCUUUGGUCUUCCACUUACACUGACCUGGCUCCUGAGUGGGAGCAAUAUCUUUUCCAGGCAGUUCUGUCUUCCCAGCACAGCUGGUGUUUUAAGCAAUAAAGGUCAGAAUAAAGAUACUGUGCAUAAACAAAUGAGGAAGUAGGACUGCUCCACAACCUGAUGUCACAGGCAGGGUUUGGCUUGCAUCAAGAAAGGUGAGAGAUGCAGAGUUGAGGCCAGGGCUCAGUGCUUUCCAGUUUUUUUUGAGAUAAGAGAUGCCAAAGAAGAGCAUCCUUGGAAGGUAGUGGCUGUGGUGUGCUGUUACCAGUCUGGACGUUAGUGAUGUACUACUAGACAAUCUGCUUCACUAAUAACUCAUCCCACUGCCUAUUCCAGGGGAGAUGCACGUCUAGUAUCUGGGCUGUGAAGGGUUUUUUUGUGGUAAGUUUUCUUUGUGUGUUUUUUUCCCUUGUCUAGCACUGUGACCUCUGUUCUGAGGCUGACAUGAGGGUGUUUUCCAGAAGGCUGUUUCGCUUCCAGCAUGUGAACACACAUGCAGCCCCAUAUGUAUGCAUAGAGUAUUCAGAGGUGUGUCCAGUGAUUUUUGGAAGCUGAUUAUGAAACAUUUUCAAAAUGGACUUGAUUUGCAGAGCUGGGGCUUGCAACUUGUUAUUUGACUCUUUAAGACUUUUUGUGUAGCAUUCCAAAACUGGGAUAUGCAAAACCACUGAACCUCUGAAAGACUUUGGCCUGAAUAUUCAUAGCAACUUUUCUUUCUGGCCUGAUGUUUUUCUUUCUGGAAGAACUUUGAAAAGGGCAAUGUUGCAGGCAGACAUAGCUGCCUUUCCUGAAGAACAGGACAGAAGUACUCUCAAGCUUCCACUGUGAAAGCCCAGAAAUCUAUAGCAGUGCUGUACAAAGGGAGUUCAGGAAAGGAUUCACUCAAAUAUUUUGACACCAAGAAUUUUCCUUCCUUCCCUGUUAGUCUGCUGUAGUGAAAUCUUGUUUUCUUCCUUGGAUCUUAUGAAACACCAUUCUGAUGUUUGGGAUGCUGGCUGAUCUAGCAACUUCUUUCCUGCAUUAACAUCUACUUUCUUCACAGAAGGCCUGUGGCACUGGGGCCUCUGGGGAGGGGUGGUAGUGGUGGUGAAGUUCCAAGCACAGCAUCAGUCACUUUUUAACCUGACAGACUGACUCCUUGUCUAUAUGCUCUUAGUUAAGUCUUAGGGAGAGAGGUUCAUGACUGUAAUGCAAUAAUUAGGGAACAGAUGAGCAGGGAACCACCAACUCUUCCCAAACACACAACAUAGCACAUUUCUUCCCUGCUGGAAAAAACUCAGGGUUAUUUUGGUCAGGGCUCCCUGCUUCUCUAGUGAAAGGUCCCCAUGUCCUUAUGCUGAUCUUCCUUCAUGGCCUGUAACAAGCCGUCUUUGUCACUCCAAGUGAAGGAAGUUUGCCACUAACUUCUAUUGCUGACAGCCCCUUGGAAGGCAAUGCUGCAUCCCAUUCCACCCUGUAUUUGCUGUAGUUGGAAGGCUAGAAGCUGAGCGGCUAGACCUAGGCCCCAGGUUUCCUUCUACUUGUGCCAAUUUUGUAUUAUCCCCUUUUUUAAAAACAGAGCAUGAAUCUUCUCUCUAAUGAAAAAAAUCUAGGCCACUUUUCAUGGUUUUAAUUAUUAUUAUUAUUAUUAUUUCCUGUGUGACCAGGGUUUGUGUGAGUGGAGGUGUGUGUGCAUCUGGUUGUGUAUUAAACCUGCAGAGUGUCAGAAGAAUAAGCUGCCUGAGGUGCAGUACAAGCAUCCAUAUCCUCCCUGCUGCAACCUGUGGUAUUGUCAAAGUAUCCUAAGGGCUCACAUUGAUCUUCCUCUUUUCACAUUGCCACAUCUCCUGGUUAAGCUGGUAAAUUCCUCCAGGCACUUGGAAUUUCAAUCCAGGAUAACCUUGAACAUCAUAAAACAGAAGGACAAGAUAUUUUCUUUCUUUUGUUUUAAUUUCAAAGUUAUGAAAUAAAGUUUUGGGCGCAAUUCUGGAAUGCAGGUACUGAAUAGUUCUAACAGUGCUGUGUAAAAUGUUUCUUUUUAUGUUUAAAAUAAAGAGCGAGCCUUUUUGAUUA
Molecule: messenger RNA, 6084 nt
Organism: Myiozetetes cayanensis
Lineage: Eukaryota; Metazoa; Chordata; Aves; Passeriformes; Tyrannidae
Gene: PTGFRN
Product: prostaglandin F2 receptor inhibitor
Exons: 9
Coding region: 54-2714 (886 amino acids)
Source: RefSeq, a predicted model, not a curated record